GGAAGUCAAAGGUCAGUAAAUAGUGGUGAUGUCAUGCAGGCAAGAUGGCGGAAGGGGAGGACGUGGGAUGGUGGCGGAGCUGGCUGCAGCAGAGCUACCAGGCCGUCAAGGAGAAGUCUUCUGAAGCCUUGGAGUUUAUGAAGCGGGACCUAACGGAGUUUACCCAGGUGGUGCAGCAUGACACGGCCUGCACCAUUGCAGCCACGGCUAGUGUGGUCAAGGAGAAGCUGGCUACUGAAGGCACCUCUGGAGCAACUGAGAAGAUGAAGAAGGGAUUGUCUGACUUCCUAGGAGUGAUUUCUGAUACCUUUGCUCCCUCGCCAGACAAAACCAUUGACUGUGAUGUCAUUACCCUGAUGGGCACACCGUCCGGCACAGCCGAGCCCUAUGAUGGCACCAAGGCUCGCCUCUAUAGCCUGCAGUCAGACCCGGCAACCUACUGCAAUGAACCAGAUGGGCCCCCGGAAUUAUUUGACGCCUGGCUUUCCCAGUUCUGCCUGGAGGAGAAGAAAGGGGAGAUCUCAGAACUCCUUGUAGAAAGCCCCUCCAUCCGGGCCCUCUACACCAAGAUGGUCCCAGCAGCUGUCUCCCAUUCCGAGUUCUGGCAUCGGUAUUUCUAUAAAGUCCAUCAACUGGAGCAGGAACAAGCCCGGAGGGAGGCCCUGAAACAGCGGGCAGAGCAGAGCAUCUCCGAAGAGCCUGGCUGGGAGGAAGAGGAAGUGCCAGGGACGGAACCCAGGGCCUCAUCCCUGCAAGAGGAGCCUGUGGGCAUCUCACCCACAUCUCCAAAAGAAGCAAAGGUUCCUAGUCCCACACCUUCUCCAUCCCUCAAAGAAGGAGGACCUGGUCCCCAGAGCCCCUGUGAGGAAACUCUGGCACGCUCAGCUGAGCCUCCGGCAGAGGUGACGCCUUCAGAGAGCAGCGAGAGCAUCUCCCUCGUGACGCAGAUUGCCAAGCCUGCCCCUGCACCGGAGGCACCAGUGCUUCCCAAGGACCUGUCCCAAAAACUUCUGGAGGCAUCUUUGGAGGAACAGAGCCAAACUGCGGACGUGGGCGAGACUGGACCCCCACCCCCGUCUCAGGCAAAGCCUCACACCCCUGCUGGCCGGUUCAGUGGCGCGGAACCCAGGCCCGCAGCGAGAGUAGAGACUCUGAGGGAGGAGGUGCUCACAGACUUACGGGUGUUUGAGCUGAACUCGGAAGACAGCGGGAAGUCCACCCCGUCCAACAACGGGAAGAAAGGCUCAAGCACAGACAUCAGUGAGGACUGGGAGAAAGACUUUGACCUGGACAUGACCGAAGAAGAAGUACAGAUGGCACUUUCCAAAGUGGAUGCCUCGGGGGAGCUGGAAGAUGCAGAAUGGGAGGACUGGGAGUGAGGGGAGCCGGAGCAAGCUGCUCCCCAUCCCCGCCCACAGCACCUGCCACCACCCUCUCGUCUCAGCCCAGCCCUGGAGACACUGAGAAUGUCCCCCAAGUGGCUCUCAGCCACAGCUCUAGUCACAAUUACGGGCUGCUUCUGGCUGGUCACAAUUUCUUGCCUCUGCUCACAUCUGUGAAGAGACUCACUAAAUUCAGACCAGAAACUCUGACUUGUGCCAACCAUCAGAUGACUGCGGGGAGGAAAUGUGCCCCCUCACCAGAAGAGCCUGCUGAACACCCACUAUUCUUGGGGCUCUUGCUGGGAAGUCCCAAAGGAAUAGCUCCAGCCCUCUGCCUGCGUAGACAGAAGCCCAGCCACCGGUGUCCUGGAGAAAACCAAGACGACACACUGUCCAUCCAUAAGCAGCCAAGGAAAGCAUGUCAUCUGCCCGUGGCCAGACAGGGCUGGCGAGCACAUCUUGUCCUUAUCCCUGCUGGGGGGUAAGAGGGUAAGGGCGUCAGUGCUGGGAAUCUCCCCCUCCCCUCCCAGCUAUUUUCCAUUCCUGGAAAAGUUCUUGUGAUACAGACUCUAGAGACCAAACCUUGAGUUCCCACCUCCUCCCUUCCAGCCCAGGCUGGUAUGUUCCCACACUUCCUAGGGCUUCUUCAUGUCAGACUCACCCAAGUCCUUAGCCCAGCUGUGCCGCCUGCCAGAGCCUGCUCUUGUAUUUCUUUCCCUCCCCACACCGGGAGGAAGCCACUUCAGGCCCUUCUGUGCCGGGGGAUUCUUCGUCCGACCAGCUACCCACCUCAACUCCCCUGUAGCUUAGGACACAACCAGCCCGCAGAGGCACAGAGCAGAGAUCAAAGCCGAGUACUUACAGCCCUGGUGAAUCCAGCCUCUCCGCCCCAGCCUUUCUACGUCCUGAAGCAGAAGUGGGGGGGCUUCCUGAGACUUGUCUGCAGAGGUUCUUCCUCCUGAAGACCGAGCAGCCCGUGGCUCUUGCACCCCCAACUGUGGUGAAGUUGCGCCUCUCUGGGGGAGUGAGGGGCUGCAGGAGUCCCUGGAGCCCCUGGUGCUUCCGCUGCUGCUCUGGUGAUUCUUGUACAUAGUCUGGUGUGUUCUGCCGUGAGUUAGAGGGGCCGUGUGAGGGAUGCCGGGAGAUGUGGUCACUUCGACGGCAAACCUUUGGUGAGGGCUGGGGUGGAGACAACGCUGAAUUUUUUUUUUUUUUUUGGAUGGGAUGGGUUUUUCCUCUUUGUAAUUAUUUCUUUAGUUUAAUCUUUUGGUUGUUUGUGCAAUAUUAUAUAUUUUAAAUUAUAAUGCAUCUCCCCAGAGUAUUUUGUAGCCGGGAAAAGAAAAAAAAAAAAGAAAAACAUUCUAACAGCUGUUAGUUUUGUAAUCAGAAAAAGAACUUUGUCCUGAACCUUUUCCA
Messenger RNA from Sorex araneus (European shrew), 2798 nucleotides. RefSeq names its product BSD domain containing 1 (gene BSDC1). The transcript is spliced from 12 exons. The record is from RefSeq and is a predicted model, not a curated record. The coding region runs from base 45 to 1379 and encodes 444 amino acids. NCBI's taxonomy places the organism in Eukaryota, Metazoa, Chordata, Mammalia, Eulipotyphla, Soricidae. Gene Ontology annotation, cellular component: cytoplasm.